GCAACUCAAGAUGGCGGACGACAGUGAGCCAGCAGUGAAGCCGCCGGCACCUCCGCUGCCGCAGAUGAUAGAAGGGCAGGGAAACGGCCAUGAGCACUGCAGCGAUUGCGAGAACGAAGAGGACAACAGCUACAACCGGGGUGGUUUGAGUCCAGCCAAUGACAGUGGAGCCAAAAAGAAGAAAAAGAAACAGAAAAAGAAGAAAGAAAAAGGCAUUGAGACAGAUUCAACCCAGGAUCAGCCUAUGAAGAUGAACUCUUUGCCAGCAGAGAGGAUCCAAGAAAUACAGAAGGCCAUUGGGCUGUUCUCAGUGGGUCAGGGACCUGCCAAAACCAUGGAGGAGGCUAGCAAGCGAAGCUACCAGUUCUGGGAUACACAGCCGGUCCCCAAACUGGGUGAAGUGGUGAACACCCAUGGUCCUGUGGAGCCUGACAAGGACAACAUUCGCCAAGAGCCAUAUACCCUGCCCCAAGGCUUCACGUGGGAUGCUUUGGACCUGGGGGACCGUGGUGUGCUGAAGGAACUGUACACCCUCCUGAAUGAGAACUACGUGGAAGACGAUGACAACAUGUUCCGCUUUGAUUAUUCCCCGGAAUUUCUGUUGUGGGCUCUCCGGCCACCCGGCUGGCUUCCCCAGUGGCACUGCGGGGUUCGAGUGGUCUCAAGUCGGAAACUGGUUGGGUUCAUUAGCGCCAUCCCAGCAAAUAUCCAUAUCUAUGACACAGAGAAAAAGAUGGUGGAAAUCAACUUCCUAUGUGUCCACAAGAAGCUGCGCUCCAAGAGGGUGGCUCCUGUCUUGAUCCGUGAGAUAACCCGGCGGGUCCACCUGGAGGGCAUCUUCCAAGCUGUUUACACUGCUGGGGUGGUACUACCAAAGCCUGUUGGCACCUGCAGGUACUGGCAUCGGUCACUAAACCCACGGAAGCUGAUUGAAGUGAAGUUCUCCCACCUGAGCAGAAAUAUGACCAUGCAGCGUACCAUGAAGCUCUACCGACUGCCAGAGACUCCCAAGACAGCUGGGCUGCGACCAAUGGAAAAAAAAGACAUUCCAGUAGUGCACCAGCUGCUCACCAGGUACUUGAAGCAGUUUCACCUCACGCCCAUCAUGAGCCAGGAAGAGGUGGAGCACUGGUUCUACCCCCAGGAGAAUAUCAUCGAUACUUUUGUGGUGGAGAAUGCAAAUGGUGAGGUGACGGAUUUCCUGAGCUUCUAUACGCUUCCCUCCACCAUCAUGAACCAUCCAACCCACAAGAGUCUCAAAGCUGCUUAUUCCUUCUACAAUGUUCACACCCAGACUCCUCUUCUAGACCUCAUGAGUGACGCCCUUGUUCUCGCCAAAAUGAAAGGGUUUGACGUGUUCAAUGCACUGGAUCUCAUGGAGAACAAAACCUUUCUGGAGAAACUCAAGUUUGGCAUAGGAGACGGCAACCUGCAGUAUUACCUUUACAACUGGAAAUGCCCCAGCAUGGGGGCAGAGAAGGUUGGGCUGGUGUUACAGUAACCAGUUGCCAGUGAGACUCUGGAUAAAGCCACUGAGAAUUCACACCAGGAAAUGGAACCCACCACUUGUUGGUCCAGUUUUCACAAAUGUGAGAAUCCCUGGCAAAGGGAACAGGACUGAAUCGGCUUUACCAAACCGCCAGCGAACUUGACAAUUGUAUUGCAAUGGCGUAGGCUGCGUGAUGUCACCUCUGGCUGUGUCUCUGGUCUCCCUGUUUUCCUAUUAAUCGCAUCCUCAUGCAGCCGUGAUCAAGGGAAUGUAACUGCUGAAAACUAGCUCGUGAUUGGCAUAUUAUGGAGUUAACGGGUGAAUAAUAAAAGUAUAUAUAUAUAUUA
Molecule: messenger RNA, 1836 nt
Organism: Cynocephalus volans (Philippine flying lemur)
Lineage: Eukaryota; Metazoa; Chordata; Mammalia; Dermoptera; Cynocephalidae
Gene: NMT1
Product: N-myristoyltransferase 1
Exons: 12
Coding region: 11-1501 (496 amino acids)
Biological process (GO): N-terminal peptidyl-glycine N-myristoylation
Cellular component (GO): cytoplasm
Molecular function (GO): glycylpeptide N-tetradecanoyltransferase activity
Source: RefSeq, a predicted model, not a curated record